AAAUGAAGUUGAAACAGCGCUUCAGUACACAGUUCAAACCUGGCAUUUGCUGACGACGCUGACUACAUUUGAUUCUCCAAAAAAACGAGCGCUGCCGACUUUGUUGUUGUUGUCUCCGUCACGUCACGCCAAGCAACCCAGCGCAGCGCAGCGCACUCCCCCACCCUGCCCUGCUCAGCCACUGCCCAUAGUAUUGUGAAAUCGAAGGCAAUCGAGAAUGUCAUCGCUGUCCCAGUGGUGGAUCGCAUCGCUGCUCUGUCUCUGUCUGUGCCUGUGCCUGGUGCCCUUUGGCGAGGCCAUCGAGUGUUAUGUGUGCGACACGAGCGACACGGAGCAUCCCUUCCAGUGCGGCGAGUGGUUCGAGCGGUACGAUCAGCCGGACAUCCAGCCGCAAAACUGCUCCAGCGUCCAUGGGGCCCAGUUCUGUGUGAAGCAUGUCGGCCGCUUCGAGGGCGGCAUUGGUGCGAAGCGCUUCUGCAGCUCCAAGGAUCUGGGCAACUACUGUGACUACGUGCGGAACAAGGGUGACCGCAUGGACUAUCGUAGCUGCAUUUAUACCUGCGACUCUGAUGGGUGUAAUGGCGCCGUUUCACAGCUGACGAGGCCCUUUGGCAACGGUAAAUGGGGUGUGGCCGGCCUGAUGCUUGCGCUCUGGCUCAUCUGGCAACGCUGAAGCUGCGGAGAGGCGAGAGAGAGUCUCUACCAAACUGAAAGAAACAGAGAGCUAGAGAGAGAGGAGAUCGCGAACAAAGAAGCUACUCUGUUUCCGCUUCUUCUACACGUUGUGCAUCGUUUAGUUUUUUUUUUUUCGUAGUAGUUAAGCAUGUAAAUUGUAAGUUGUAA
This is a messenger RNA of Drosophila subobscura, 843 nucleotides long. RefSeq lists its product as uncharacterized. The transcript has a single exon. NCBI's taxonomy places the organism in Eukaryota, Metazoa, Arthropoda, Insecta, Diptera, Drosophilidae. Gene Ontology annotation, biological process: positive regulation of voltage-gated potassium channel activity; regulation of synaptic transmission, cholinergic; sleep. The record is from RefSeq and is a predicted model, not a curated record. The coding region runs from base 218 to 673 and encodes 151 amino acids.